This is a messenger RNA of Prunus armeniaca (apricot), 1914 nucleotides long. Lineage: Eukaryota; Viridiplantae; Streptophyta; Magnoliopsida; Rosales; Rosaceae. The record is from the annotation of a GenBank genome assembly.
AUGGCUUGCAUGAAAUUGGGAUCUAAAACUGAUGCCUUCCAUAGACAAGGACAGGCCUGGUUCUGCACCACUGGGCUUCCUAGUGACAUUGUUGUUGAAGUUGGAGAGAUGUCAUUUCAUCUUCAUAAGUUUCCUUUGCUCUCAAGAAGUGGGAUUAUGGAAAGAUUGAUUUCCGAAGCAUCUGAAGGAGAAGAAGAAUGUGUCAUAAACAUCCCUGAUAUUCCUGGUGGGGCAAAAACAUUUGAGUUAGUAGCCAAGUUCUGCUACGGGGUGAAAUUUGAGCUUACUGCCUCAAAUGUUGUAUAUCUUCGAUGUGCUGCUGAGCAUCUUGAAAUGACUGAGGAAUAUGGGGAGGACAACUUAAUCACACAAACUGAAGCCUUUCUCAAUCAAGUAGUCCUUCGAAAUUGGAAAGACUCUUUAAAAGCACUUCAGACUUGCGAUGACAUUCUCCCUCAUGCUGAAGAACUCAACAUUACAAAAAGGUGUAUCGAGUCACUAGCCACAAAAGCAUCUACGGAUCCUAAUCUGUUUGGGUGGCCUGUCAAGGAGCAUGGAGGCCCCAUGCAAAGUCCUGGUGGGAGUGUCCUGUGGAAUGGGAUAAGUACAGGGGCUAGACCAAAGAAAUCAAGUUCAGACUGGUGGUAUGAGGAUGUUUCAACCUUGAGCUUGCCUCUCUAUCAGAGGCUAAUUUCGGUCAUGGAAUCUCGUGGCAUUAAACAAGAGAUUAUUGCAGGCUCAAUCACUUUUUAUGCCAAAAAGUACCUUCCUGGGCUGAACCGGCGUCAAGGCACUAGUGACUCUAGUACUCGACUUGCACCAGUGUCCUUGGGGUCCCCACCGUCAGAAGAAGACCAGAAGCUCUUACUUGAAGAGGUGGAUCGGUUACUUCCAUUUCAGAAGCGUGUAGUCCCAACCAAAUUAUUGUUUGGUCUACUUCGAACAGCCAUGAUUCUUCGAGCCAACCCUUCUUGCAUAUCUAAUUUUGAGAAAAGGAUUGGUAUGCAACUUGAUCAAGCUACUUUGGAAGAUCUUUUGAUGCCCAACUUCUCUUAUUCCAUGGAGACUCUAUACAACGUUGACUGCGUGCAACGAAUUCUAGAUCACUUCCUUGCCAUGGAUCAAAUUACAGGCGGGGGGGUGUCUCCAUCUUCAAUGGAUGAUGGCCAACUGAUUGGGUCACCAGCAGGCCCUUCACUGACCCCAAUAACAAUGGUAGCCAAGCUCAUUGAUGGAUACCUGGCAGAGGUUGCCCCUGAUGUUAACUUGAAGCUCCCUAAGUUUCAAGCUCUUGCUGCUGCUGUUCCUGAAUAUGCUAGACCCUUGGAUGAUGGUCUUUAUCGUGCUAUAGAUAUUUAUUUGAAGUCACACCCAUGGUUGGCAGAGUCCGACAGGGAACAGCUCUGCCGGUUGAUGGACUGCCAGAAGCUUUCCUUGGAAGCUUGCACUCAUGCUGCACAGAAUGAAAGGCUACCCCUGAGAAUAGUUGUUCAAGUACUCUUCUUCGAGCAGCUUCAGCUUAGGACUUCAAUUGCUGGUUGCUUUCUGGUUUCAGAAAAUCUCGAUGGAUCAAGACAUUUAAGAAGUGGGUUUACCGGGUCUAACGAGGGGGGCUGGGCCACAACUGUGAGGGAGAAUCAGGUUUUGAAGGUUGGGAUGGAUAAUAUGAGGAUGCGGGUAUCUGAGCUCGAGAAGGAGUGUUCAAAUAUGAGACAAGAGAUUGAGAAGUUAGGUCGUGUAAAAGGUUCUAGCACAUGGGGAAAUGUAUCAAAGAAAUUCGGGUUCAAGAUAAAGUCCCAGAUGUGCAGUGCUCAAGAGGGAUCCGUUACCAAUCAGCAUAAUGGGAAUGAGAAAGUUGAGAAGUUUAAGGAGAGGCAUGGAAAGCUUAAGAAAGACUCUGUUAAAGAUGAAUAA